Oldenlandia corymbosa var. corymbosa is the source of this 975-nucleotide messenger RNA. NCBI's taxonomy places the organism in Eukaryota, Viridiplantae, Streptophyta, Magnoliopsida, Gentianales, Rubiaceae. The record is from the annotation of a GenBank genome assembly.
AUGGAUCUGGUUAAAGAUGGAGAAACAGGCAAAUCAAAGGGCUAUGCCUUUUGUGUUUACCAGGAUACAUCAGUUCCUGAUUUCGCUUGUGCUGCUCUUAAUGGGGUUAGGAUGGGUGACAAAUCUCUUACUCUUAGACGUAUGAAUGAAGGCACGACGUUUCUGCCCGCACUUGAGAAUGAAAGCCUCUGUUCAUUGCAAGAGCAGCAACGUAUAGCUUUGCAGGAUCUCAUGUUAGAAGAAGUAAGGGUUUCCGGUCAGCCUAAUCCAAAUCUUGGGGGUGUUGAAUUGAGCCCUGGUUCUGCUGGUGUGUUUGGGGAUGCAGAUUGUAUUUUGGUAGAUGGUCUGCCAUGUUAUUUCACUGAAGCUCAGAUUAGAGAGCUGCUAGAGUCUUUUGGACCCCUUCGGGGGAUGGAUCUGGUUAAAGAUGGAGAAACAGGCAAAUCAAAGGGCUAUGCCUUCUGUGUCUACCAGGAUACAUCAGUUUCUGGUAUUGCUUGUGCUGGUCUUAAUGGGAUUAGGAUGGGUGAUAAAACUCUUACUGUUAGACGUAUGAAUGAAGGUAUGACGUUUCUGCCUACACUUGAGAAUGAAAGCCUCUGUUCAUUGCAAGAGCAGCAACGUAUAGCUUUGCAGGAACUCAUGUUAGAGCCUCUUGCAACCUCUAAGGUCUUGUGCCUGACAAAUGUGGUUAGUCCUGAUGAAUUAAUUCACGAUGAUGACUAUGAUGACAUUGUAGAAGACAUCAGAUUGGAGUGUGGGAAAUUCGGUACUCUGUUGAACUUGGUCAUUCCUCGCCCUGGUCCCAAUGGCGAUGUUUCACCGGGGGUUGGAAAGGCUUUUCUGGAGUAUGCAGAUGUUGAGAGUGCUACAAAAGCACGGAAUGGCUUGAAUGGCAGGAAGUUUGGUGGAACUCCGUUGGUGGUCAUCUAUUAUUCCGAGAACAAGUUCUCCGAAGGUGAUUAUGGGGCCUGA